This is a messenger RNA of Podarcis muralis (Common wall lizard), 2694 nucleotides long. It is a transcript of the gene DUSP22, whose product is annotated as dual specificity phosphatase 22. The record is from RefSeq and is a predicted model, not a curated record. Gene Ontology annotation, molecular function: protein tyrosine phosphatase activity. NCBI's taxonomy places the organism in Eukaryota, Metazoa, Chordata, Lepidosauria, Squamata, Lacertidae. Gene Ontology annotation, biological process: protein dephosphorylation; signal transduction. Gene Ontology annotation, cellular component: plasma membrane; cytosol.
CGCACCUCACAGAGGCACCACCUUAGUUUCAUUUUCCUGCGCGCCUCCCCUUCCCCCUCUCGCUUCCCUCGAGCGCAACGGGAAGGAAGCAGGCGGCCGGAGGCAGUUUCCCACAAGUUCGAUCCUAAGGAAAAACCUACCCGGGCGAGUCUUUCUCUCUGCAGGGAUGGCGAGGGGAAAACCUGGAAGCGGCCAGCCCGCGCUAGUGGGGGCACCACCUCCUCGGCUCCAAAAAGAUCGACGCGCAGCGGGGAAGGGACCAGAUCCCUCUCCACCGUCUUCUCUCCCCAAGCAGGAGAGAUCCCCAGAUAGUGUACGCUGCGCCCCACGGGGAGCGAUCCCCUCGAUUUCUUCUCUUUCCUUUCGCUCUCCUGCUCCCGAAAGGGGCCACCCACUGCCCGGAGCGCGCCUGGCGCUUUUCUUCCUCUUUCGGCGAACUUUGCAGGGGCGGAGUCAAGCGGUGUUAAAAGCGCACGCAAGCCCUUCCCAACCUAUGAUCCAGGCUUCUCUUCUCCGCAGGGGGAAGGAGGGGCGAGCUGCGAGGCUUUCGGAUCUCCCCUCGGGGCGGGAUCGGCAGGGCCAGAUCUCCGAAGAGAGAUUCCAGUGCGGAAAUGGGUGGCGUCGAGAGCUGCUGAAAGGGAGAGGAGGAACACGAAGGAAGAUUCUUCCUGGCUUGUUCCUUGGAAAUUUUAAAGAUGCUCGUGACACCGAACAGCUGAAAAAGAACAACAUAACGCACAUUCUUUCGAUCCAUGACAGCGCCAGGCCCAUGCUGGAGGGAGUGAAGUAUCUGUGCAUUCCUGCUGCAGAUUCGCCCUCACAGAAUUUGGUCAGACACUUCAAAGAAAGCAUUGAAUUUAUCCAUGAAUGCCGACUUGGAGGUCAGAGCUGCCUUGUUCACUGCCUUGCAGGCGUUUCCAGGAGUGCCACCUUGGUUGUGGCCUACAUAAUGACCAUCACUGAUCUCGGCUGGGAGGACGCGCUGUCGGUGGUGCGAGCAUCGAGAUCAUGCGCCAACCCAAACGCGGGCUUCCAACGGCAGCUGGAAGAGUUUGAGAAAACUGAGCUUGCUCAUGUCAGAGAGUGGCUCAGGGCCGAGUAUGGAGAAAGCCCAUUGCAAGACAAGCAAGAAGCCCAAGAUCUUCUGCAGAAGUUCAAGGCGCAUGCAGCAGCAGCAGCAGCUCAGUCAAGUGCUUCUGGAAGGCAGUGGAAUGAUAGCUUUGCAUCGGUGGCCUCCUUGUCAAUGCCUGCUCCUCAGUAGCAGCAGCUAGCACAUGAAUGCAUUGCUUUUCCGUGGCUUCGUUUGGACAACAUGAUAAAUCAUCGUGGUGGGAAUGAGCCUAGGUAUGUCUUGGGCUCACACGUUUCUCCUCCUCUCCUCCCCGCACAACCACACAGAGAAUGGAGGUUUUAGAUUAACCAUAGUUUAGCUUGUGUCUGAACCCUAAACUGUGGCUCAUCAUGACUACGGCUUGUUGAAACAAGACAGCUUCAUAAACCAUGGCUUGACGUUGGAUUGUUUCAGAAAACCAUGGUUAAGAUUAAUUAUGUCCAACUAUUGGCAUGGAUAUGCCCAAGUUUAGAGGACACAACAAACGGUAGUUAAUUAAAAACAGAAGUAAAAAAACUCCUUGUGGCUGUGCUAGAGAGGGGAGGGAGGAAACACGUGAAGCCAAGGCCCUCCUAGACUCAUUUCCAUCACAAUAAACCGUGGUUUAAUUAUGGUGUCUGAAUGCAGCCAGUCACUAGACAGAGCACCUUUGAUGCCCUCCUGCACAUGCACAAAGAGGGCUUGUUUUGUAUGUGUUGGCUCCAUGAUGAGAUGUCUUACGUUUUCUUAGUAGGCACAUCUCUGAGAUAUGAGGAGCAGGACUCCAGAAUUCCCAACUUGGCACCACACUCGCAGGUUGACAUUGGCUUCCAUUGUGUGGGCACCAAGCCCCACUUUCUCUCCCAGUGGCUGUGUAAAGAGGAUGCCACAUUCUAGCCGUCGAGAUGCCAAAUUGUUUUCUAUGUAUCCCUCGCGUGUUCUUCAGGUUGUCUGUAUAACCAGGGUUUGGCACUGCUGCACUUUUCAAAGUUUCUGGUUCUUUUGGCACGCAAUGCUCUAAAUAAGGGCAGUGCGUUUCACGGAAGCCUUUGUGCUCACCUUGAGCUCUGGUUUUGCUGCAGGAAGCCCCUUGGCUGAAGAGGCAAGCCAUUUUCCAAUGUAAAAAAACCAGCUGCUCUCUUCAGCGACAGGGAAAUGCUGCAGUCCCAUCAGGGGACAAAGCUCUGGCGGUGUGCAUGGUUGUCUCUUCUUGUGUAUAUCCCUUCUUAAAUUACCUUGGAAUGUAUGGCUAAUAAAGUUAUAUAUUUUGCUCUAGAGUGAAGCAGAAGUAUCACACAUAACCUCAUCAGUAUUUAUUGUCAUGGCUUUCACCUCAGAGAAGUUGUUCACUCAAAAUAUUUUUAUAUUUUGGAGGGAUCUGAAAGUAUAUUGCAAGAUGUAUAUAUAGAGAGAAACUAAAGAUACAAUGGCUGUUGUGCUGAAUUAAAGUUCCGAAUGUUAUUUUCACAGUACUACUGAAAAAAGGUUUCUUGUAUAUUAGUCAGCUUGAUGGAGUUCCAUCUUUAAUUGCCCUCCCCAAUGGCAUAUAUUCAAUAAAAGCUCCAGUCUUUUUCUAAAUAAAAAAAGCCAGUGUUACCUCAUUG